Messenger RNA from Tremella mesenterica DSM 1558, 429 nucleotides. RefSeq lists its product as uncharacterized. The transcript has a single exon. The record is from RefSeq and is a predicted model, not a curated record. The coding region runs from base 1 to 429 and encodes 142 amino acids. NCBI's taxonomy places the organism in Eukaryota, Fungi, Basidiomycota, Tremellomycetes, Tremellales, Tremellaceae.
AUGUCAAACACCGCUUCAUUAACAUCCGACAUGAACGUACAAAAGGCAACAUAUGCCAAAUACAAAAAUGUAGUGAAAUUGAUAGAUUCAGACCCAAAGGGGAGGGGAAGGUAUGUGUUUGAGGCUAACAAGUUAUCCCUGUUGGCCAGCAUUGAAGAAGCCUUUCCCUCUCUAGAUUUCCAGAAUGGCAAUGCCCCAGGAGAUCUUUGCCCACAGGUAUUUGAAGUGACCUUAGUCCCACAACCUGGAGGGAUAACUCGAGCCUGGUGUAACGGUACUGGAAACACGACGACUAAGUCGCAGGUUGGGUCGAACUCGAUGGAUGUCUCAAUAAUUAUAGAGCUUACGAGUGGUCUCGUACGUGGAAAUCUAGGGGCUCUGGUGCUAAAGAAUCGUGUCUCCUCUGCAAUCGAUGUAGCCAAAGAAUGA